AUGCACCGAAUCAGUGGCGGAACCAGGACCAUAGCUAAAACUGCACCUGCAUAUGCCACCUGGAUGCCUUGUGAAGCAGCUAUAGCCCCAUGUGCUGCAAGCGGUGCAACAACAUUUUGUGAUGGUGCAGAUGCAGCAAUUACUCCAUUCGGUGGUCUAGCACUAGCUAGAGCUGUCAAAAUGGGCCUUUUGGCUCAAGGGCUUAGGCAGAGUGAGAAGUAUGAUGUUUACAGUUUUAGAGUCAUUCUUUUGGAGCUGGUUACUGGGAGGAAGCCUGUGGAAAGUCCAACCACAAAUGAGGUGGUGGUUUUGUGUGAAUAUGUAAGAGGCUUGUUGGAGACUAGCUCAGCUUCAAAUUGCUUUGAUAGAAAUUUACUUGGCUUUGCUGAGAAUGAAUUGAUUCAGGUUAUGAGAUUGGGGCUAAUUUGA
Cajanus cajan (pigeon pea) is the source of this 429-nucleotide messenger RNA. The record is from RefSeq and is a predicted model, not a curated record. NCBI's taxonomy places the organism in Eukaryota, Viridiplantae, Streptophyta, Magnoliopsida, Fabales, Fabaceae.